AGCUACGCGACAGCUUGAUCGGUUUGCAUUGUUGUCGGAGCGAAGUCUGCGUCGUCUCGCGAGUGUGAGUUAUGGCACCGACGAUGUCAUCGCGGAUCGCGGUACGGGGGAUCGGGCUCACUCUGACCCUGCUGCUCGUGUCGUCCGCGCAGGCGGUCAACUACGAGGUCCACAGACACGACGUGAUAGCAACGAAUUUAAACGGCAACGUAAUCUUGACGAGCCGCGACUAUCUCGAGCAACUGAAUUUCGUGGCGCCGAAAGCGAGUUACACGCUGCAAGAGGCCACGGAGCAUCUGCUGCAGUUCGGUGCGCUCCUGCGAGCGCGGAUACUCGACACCUUCGGCAGACUCCUGUACGUCUAUUACGACGACUUCAGCAUAGCGGAAGUGGAGGCGUUGCGCAAGGUAUAUCGCGAGAUCCUCGAGCGUCAGUACGACGUGUUGAACCUGGUCCCCAGCGUGCUGAGGAACCCGGACACGCGGCCGUCCAGGAUCUGCGCCGAGAUCUACGAUCACGCCGCGCAAUCCUGUCUGAGGGGUAGCGCGAGCGUGUGCCGCAGAAUCAGGAGGCAACACGAUCUCCCGCAUCCCGACGAUCGCGACACGCCCGCGUUGAAUGUCACUUACCGGAUAUACCGCUCGUCCAAGAUAUCGAAGCAGUAUCCCAGAGGUUUCUCCCUGGCGACCACGCUGAGAUUUCUGCAACGGCAGAUGCUGACUGUCACGCCCAAUCUGCUUUCCGGGCUCCUCCAGCACGUGAGGUACGAGAACUACGACGACGACGUUCUCAUCGCCGAGAGGGAGCUCGUGCGACACUAUCGCGAAAUCGCGACGACUCGGGAGAUUCCGAUGCCGACUAAGGAGCUGAGCAGGUUCCACACUGUCAACUCUUUCCUCAAGUUCUACUUCGACAUGUACGCCAAGAAAUUUCUGGACGACGAUCUGAAGAAGCACGCGCUCCUCAUCGCGAGGAGCAUUGCCGACGACGUCGGCACGAUCGACGAGAACAUCCACUUGCUCGGGAACGUGUACGAGAACCGAACGAUUCACGUCGAAUACCUCUUCGAUCUCGUGCUGCCCGACGACCUGCUCGAGAGCGACGUCAUCGAGGCGAAGAAAUACCUAGUGACGAAAUUAAAGAAAUUCAACGUGGUGGAGAAAUAUCUCAGGGUGCAGAGGUAUCAGCAGGCCACCCCCGCUCAGCUGAUGUUGGAGAUCACCGAGCAGCUGAGGGAUAUCGACUUUGCUAAAAGCAUCGCGACGUCUCUGCGGAUGCACGCCAAAUUCUGGCGCAGGAGUCGCAUGAUCGAGAGCCUCGACGAGCUGCUGGAGCUGUUUGACACCUACGAGAAUCUGCGGCAGGUGCCGCGCUAUCUGCACAUGAUGCGCAAGAUUGACUGGCUCAAGGAGAGCCUACAAGCUAUGAAGGACGUCCCCGUUGAGAUUCUUUGCAAUGCUCCGCGAGCCUGCCUACGAAUAGGCCUGCAACUGGUCUUACACUGCCAGCUCGUAAGUACCGAAAUCAAGGACUCCAUCAAGGAAUUCAUCGAGUUGAGCGACGUGUGCGUGGAGCCCGUGCGCCUGAUAGAGGAGUCGAGACGCUCGAUGGAAAUCCCGUUCAAGAUAUCGAGAACGCGGGUAAGUACGGUAUUGCAAACUGCGAGCACCUUCCUCGGCGAGACUACGACCCGACGCGUCUACGACCGCAGCACGGUCGAAGACCGAAGCGAGACGACGGAGAGCACCGAAUCUAAGGAGUCUGAAGUGUCUGACGAAACGACGGAAGCGGCUCCGCCGAAGUCCUCGAAGGAAAGGAGUUCUACAGAGUCUACGAGAGAGACGACGACGACGACGACGACUGCGCCGAGGACCACGCCCGAGCCCACGAAGCCGGUCGCGACGACCCGGCUGGAAGAAGAGAUAUUCGCAGCCGAGACAACCACGGCCGCGACAACCGCUACAACUUUACCUGCGACCACGACAUCGCCAGCUACAACAACUACGCCGUUACCCACAACGACUACGACAUUGCCUGCCACAUUAUCGCCGACUACGACAACGUUGCCUACAACUAUGCCGUUACCCACAACGACUACGACAUUGCCUGCCACAUUAUCGCCGACUACGACAACGUUGCCUACAACUACGACAACCACUACGAUGUCACCCACGACGACUACCACUGUGCCGUCGACAACAACCACGACAGCGUUGCCCACGACGACUACGACAGCGUCGCCCACGACGAUUGGUACAACGUUACCCACGACGACCACCACAGCGUCGACCACAACGGCCAGUUCAACGUUGCUUGCAACGACUACCGCGUCGCCUACGGUCACGACAGAGCUACCGAUCGUCGACGUGGUGAUGAAACUGGAGCACUCGACUAUCAGGACAGUCAACGUUCCGCGUGCCGGGAUUACGGAGCCCCUGAGAAACUUGACCGUAUUUACGACACCUGCCCCGAUGAGAUCCUGCGAGUCCAACGAAUGCGAGCAAAGUAGCGAGCAAAGUGUCGAGGUGACAACUGCUCUGCUCUCGACGACGCGAUCUCCGACGACGACGACGGCGCCGACGAUGCGGAUUUCUACACACGAAAUUAUUCGAGAAACGCCCUCCGAGCCAUCAUCGACCUAUGAAAACUUCGUCAGCGAGUCUGCGGUUUCUUCGACGACAGAGUUGAGCAAAACGCCGGUUACAAAAGGCGAUAACUGCGUCAAGUCCUGCUUAGAAGGCUGCAAAUUCAAGAGCGAGAGCUUGGAGACAUCGGUAAAGUCCUGCGAGACGAGCUGUGACUCCGCGACGGAGGACUGCGACGGGGAGGACAAGAGCUCGCCGGGAUGCGACAGGGAUUGCGAGAGGAAUUGCGCUACCAAGGAAGAAGCCGAAAAGAGCGCCGAGUGUAUGACGCUGUGUCCCUCGGACCGCGUGGAGAGCGCGUCGUGCGAGGAGGGCGACUGCACGACGUCGGCGGUGCCGGCGGUCGGCAUGAAGCUUGAACGCACACGGACGUCUCGCCUCAUGUGCGAGAUCCGGGAUCCCCAUCAUCGCCGUCAGCUGAAACGGCUGGCGAGGAUGCGGGCGAUCAGCGCCGCAGCUGCCGCCGUCGCGACGUCGCGCCUCGACGUCCUCAGAUCGUCGCGCCGUCGAGAUCGGAUCGCGACCAAGAAGCUGUACAAUCUGUCGGCCGCCAAACUGCCCUAUUCCAAGGAUAGGAAGAUGGCGGGAUACGUGCUGGAGAAACGUCUCGGCGACAGCGGCGACGACAAAGACUGGAGACGUCGUAAGCAGACCUCCGGACAGGCGAAAAGGCGGCUGGCAAAGAGAUUCAGUAGGAAACUAACCCAGGGGACGACGCUCGAGGAACAUCGCACGAGAGGAACCACGCCGUUUCGCCACAGUCAGAUUAAAAGGAUAUCUGGAAGAGGCGAGGAGUCGAUCAGCGCGUAAAAAGGCCGAGAGUAAAUCGGAGUCUAUUGAUUGAGGAUUACGUUGUUUAAGCGGAUAAUGUUAUUAUAGCUGUUACGUUACUAUGGACGAUUGAUGUUCAGCCGUUACUUGGUCGUGCUGCAUUUAACGUAUUUUCUGCCCGUUUAAUCGGGUCAGAGGCGAAAAAUAUCGUGGAACGUUACGGGGCUCCGUUCGCGAGGGGCUAAUUAUAUCAGAGACAAGAGCGUUUAUCGAAUUCGGCUGAACGAUUACUCGGUCCCGAGAUUUUAAUAGCCGUCUAUAUUUAAUCGGAGGACCGUCGUGAGACUCGUAUGCAUUAUGAAUUAUUUCUUCGAUGCUUUCUCAAAGGCCGUCGUUGACGUCGCAGCACUGAUGAAAUUAAAGUCGCGUUAAUGAGGUCUCUUAUCAGCGUUUCGUGCAACACAAAUUUGUACCGCGCGCGGCCCGAGGUAUUUCCGAACGUUGUUGAAAUUGUCAGAGAGUUUUUCCCGUUGAAUUUUGUAAAGCCUCGACGCGUCCUGAUGAAGGCACGUCUAGCCGUAGAAAUUAAUUCUGAAAUUGUAUCGUGAUAUAAUCUUCAGUCUAUUUAUACAGUCUGUUUACUAGAUUAAUUGUAAGAGAAUUGCCAAACAAAUUUGCGAGGAUAUGAAAUAGAAAUUGUGGUGCUCGGUGGAAGAUACAAUUAUUUGAGUACUUCAAUCGAGUACUUCUAUUCACGUACUA
Molecule: messenger RNA, 4178 nt
Organism: Vollenhovia emeryi
Lineage: Eukaryota; Metazoa; Arthropoda; Insecta; Hymenoptera; Formicidae
Exons: 3
Coding region: 72-3455 (1127 amino acids)
Source: RefSeq, a predicted model, not a curated record